AUGGACACCACCGAGCCCUUUGCGUCGCAGCAUGGCCGUCACCAGCUAGCACAGCAGAUGAAAGUUGAGCCUGGCGACGGCCUCAGCUCCUAUGUCUCCCAAUUGACAGGAAACCCCUUCUUCAGUGCCGGUUUCGGCCUCGCAGCCCUCGCCGCCGCAGCGCGCAUAGGCCAGAAAGGAAUUCAACAUGGCGCCUCGCUGAUACGCCGCCGCAUGCUAGUCGAUCUCGAAGUCACUCAUCACGACGAUGCCUACCCUAUGCUUCUCAAUUGGAUGACUGCUUUCCACAGGGCACAGCACACGGGCGCCCAACUCUCGAAGAGCCCCAAGAACACAGCAAGCGGAGGUGUUCUGUCCUCACUCAUUCAACGAUUUAAUCCUCGCCUACACCACCUACAAGUCCAUACCGUUUUGCCGAAAGAUGGGCCAUCGCACGCUGCACAUUUCUCAUUCGUUCCUGGUCAUGGAAGACAGAUACUCCGAUACGGCACAUCCUUCAUACUGGUCGACCGGCAACGAGAGAAGACCCUCAACAUCGCAAAGGGGGAGCCAUUCGAGACGAUAUCUUUAACCACGCUGUAUUCUCAACGUGAAGUCUUCGAGCAAAUCUUCACAGAGGCUCAUCAGUUGUACCAACAAAUGCACGAAGGGAAGACAGUGAUAUACACUUCAAUGGGCCCGCAGUGGCACCAAUUUGGGGAGGCAAAAAGGAAACGUCCACUCGAAUCCGUAGUGCUCGAGCGCGGCGUCAAGGAACGGAUUGUGCAGGAUGUGCAAGCAUUCUUAGAGGCGCGGACGUGGUAUCUGGACAGAGGUAUCCCGUAUCGCAGAGGCUAUCUACUAUACGGCCCUCCUGGAACAGGGAAAAGUUCCUUUAUUCAAGCAUUGGCGGGGCACCUUGAUUUUGAUAUUGCGAUUCUGAAUGUUAGUGAGCGAGGACUUACCGACGACCGUCUGAACCACUUGCUGACGAAGGUUCCGAGACGAACCAUCGUCUUGCUUGAAGACAUUGACGUCGCAUUUAUGAAUCGCAAGGCACCUGGAUCAGAUGGGUACAGCGGGGCUACGGUCACAUUUUCGGGACUAUUGAAUGCCUUGGAUGGUGUUGCGAGCGCCGAAGAGCGCAUCAUUUUCUUGACGACAAACCAUGUCGAAAGGCUAGACGAGGCUUUGAUACGGCCUGGUCGGGUCGACAUGACAGUCAGGUUGGGCGAGGCGACAGAAUAUCAGAUCGAUCUGCUAUGGGAUCGAUUCUACGCCGAAGUGGAUAGCAGCGGUGAGGCAAAGAAGCGCUUCAUGGCUAGAGUGAAAGAAUUAGGGCAGAGCAAUUCGCUGAGUACAGCAGCGCUGCAGGGUUUGUUUCUGUAUAACAAGGACGAUGCGGAUGGGGCGAUCAAGAUGUUAGAAGGCCUCACCGCUGGUCAGGACAGCCAACCCGGACAUGUGGACAUCAAAGGGCACGUGGAUGUAUGAUGAUGUGGGGUGGUCGGGAUGGUCAGGCUGUGUGACGUACGGAGAGAAAAGUGUGUGUACAACGAAGACGACGACGAUGGACGUAUGUACGAGUAUGUGUAUCUAUAUGUAUCCUUCAUAUUACAUGCUGUUUACUGCACAUAUAAUGUAGAAUAUAUUGUGAUAAGGUCGGAUAAUUUAUUAGAGUUUCGCGAC
Aaosphaeria arxii CBS 175.79 is the source of this 1668-nucleotide messenger RNA. RefSeq lists its product as uncharacterized. Gene Ontology annotation, molecular function: ATP hydrolysis activity; ATP binding. Bases 1 to 1473 code for a protein of 490 amino acids. The record is from RefSeq and is a predicted model, not a curated record. Gene Ontology annotation, cellular component: mitochondrial inner membrane. Lineage: Eukaryota; Fungi; Ascomycota; Dothideomycetes; Pleosporales. Gene Ontology annotation, biological process: mitochondrial respiratory chain complex III assembly; protein insertion into mitochondrial inner membrane from matrix. The transcript is spliced from 2 exons.